Daphnia pulicaria is the source of this 1572-nucleotide messenger RNA. Its product is annotated as probable chitinase 10. The transcript is spliced from 5 exons. Gene Ontology annotation, molecular function: chitinase activity; chitin binding. NCBI's taxonomy places the organism in Eukaryota, Metazoa, Arthropoda, Branchiopoda, Diplostraca, Daphniidae. The record is from RefSeq and is a predicted model, not a curated record. Bases 137 to 1375 code for a protein of 412 amino acids. Gene Ontology annotation, biological process: carbohydrate metabolic process; chitin catabolic process. Gene Ontology annotation, cellular component: extracellular region.
AACAAUAGGACGCAACAAUUUCAGUGAAAAGUAAAAGAUCCGUCCAUUAGUGCGCUCGUAUUUCGGCUGUCCGUCAAAUUUAAAAUCUAGAAGGACAUUCUCCCAAGUCCCAACCACCAUUGCAGGAGAACAGAAAAUGAAUCUGUUGAUUAAAUUCAUCAAAAUAGUAACACUGCUACAACUUUCGUCACUCCCUAUUAUGCUCCAUGGCGAACCAGGCAAACGAAUUGUUUGCUCGUUUCCCAACUGGGCAAUUUAUCGCACAAAAUCUGGCGGGGCUGUGCAAUACACCGUUGAUAACAUCGAUCCGACAAUGUGCACCCAUGUGUUGUAUUCAUUCGCUCUUCUUGAUAAAUCAACCUUCAAGAUUGCAAUCAAAGAUCAGCUAGUCGACAUCGAAAACCAAGGCUACAGCAAAUCUGUAGCCCUGAAAACCCAAAACCCUCAACUGAAGGUGAUGAUUUCACUAGGAGGUUGGGCGGACGCUAACGACGGCUCUAAAAAGUACGCUGCGCUGAUUGGAAACGACUCCAACAUCGACACAUUCGUCAGCUCAGUCAUGGAUUUCCUCCAGCUCCAUCAUUUCGAUGGCUUGGAUUUAGAUUAUGAUUAUAUACCUAAUGCAGUCGUCAAGACGAGCUUCGCCCGGUUGCUCGUCGCACUGAGUACCGCUUUCAGUCCGAAAGGAUAUCUACUGAGUCUAGCCCUUCCGGCAGCUCCGUCGGAUUAUUCGUCAUCCAUCGGCGGAGACUAUGACGUGUCAAGUUUGAACGAAAAUGUAAAUUUUACUAAUCUGAGAACAUUUUACUUCCACGGUUCAUGGGAACCGACAGUAGCCGAUCACCAUUCUCCCCUGCUGAAACGUCCGUGGGAGCAGACUAACAAUCUAAACGCCAAUUUUGCCGUAACCUAUUGGACUAAUUUAGGUUUGUUAGCGUCCAAAAUCAAUCUGGGCAUACCGCUUUUUGGACUCAGUUGGACCCUACCACGAUCGCUGUCGUCGGAUAGCUUUAUCCCGCCAGCAAUAGCUGAGAAAGUUGGACCGAGCGAAGCAAAAAUGGCUUUCUUUGAAAUUUGCUCCUCUGUUCGCAAAAAGGGUUGGGAGGUAUUCCAAGAUCCCUCUCAAAGGAUCGGUCCCUACGCCGUGUCUCCAACUGAUCCAAAGACGUGGGUUGGUUACGACGAUCCUGCCAUGGCAAUUGUCAAAUCCCAAUUCAUUCUAUCGAAAGGAUUGGGUGGAGCCUUCCUCUGGGACAUUAGCAACGACGACUUUAAGGAUAUUUGUGGUCUUGGAGUCAAUCCCAUUACAACGGCCAUCUACCACACCUUGAACGGUCUUAAUACCACAUGCGACUGCGUAUGCUAUGACAAUUAAAUUAGGUGUAACGAUGUAGGCCUAACUAAUGUAUGACCAAUCCCGAAACAAGUAAAAUAAAAUAAGAAAUAAUACCGAAUCCAAUAUUCAAGGUGUUAGUAGCUCAAUUCAGAUUCGUUGCAUGUUUUAUUACUAAGAACAGUUUCUCUUACUUGUCUCUUAUUGUUACCUAGUUUCAAUAAAACAACUCAAAAGUG